AAUGAGUUAUGAAGUUGAUGUACCAGGAUUUCCUGCCAACAACCCACAGCAGUAUACAGCUAUCAAGAAAGCUAUGAUGUCUAAGUUCAGUUUGAUUCAGGGACCUCCAGGAACAGGGAAGACCUUCACAGGAGUCAAACUUGUGUAUUUAUUUAAUAAGUUGAACAAGCUAUCUCAGGAGAAAGAUGGAAAGAGAAGACGUGUGAUUUUCUGUGGACCAUCAAAUAAAUCUGUUGAUCUAGAAGCAAGAUGGGUAGUGAAUAAACUUGGAGACAAGGCUCCCAAAAUAGUCAGAAUGUACGCUAGUGCUUAUGAAUAUCUCGACUUUCCUGUACCUGGCCGUGCUAUCAUUUCCAGUAGGUCGAUGAGGUCUGCUCAAUCAGAUCAAUUAUUAAAUGAGAAGGGUGUAGUACUUCAUCAUAUCAUUAGAUCAGAUGGAAAGCCUCAUGCAGCAAAAAUCCAAGAGUUUGAUGCUAAGUUUCAUGCAGACAACAUUAUAAUAAAAGAAAAUGAGAAACUGCCCCAUGAGCAAAAAAUACCAGUCAACACAAAAUUGCAGGACAUUUAUGAAUACAAACAUAUGUUACACACUGCCACUGUAGAAGAGUUAGAUAAUUAUGAUGUAAUAUUUUGUACCACCUCCCUGGCGGGUAAUCCACGGUUGUUGACUGCUACAAAAGAUCAAGUGGCUCAAGUCAUCAUUGAUGAAUGUGGCAUGUGUUCCUAGCCAGAGAGUAUGGUUCCAAUCAUUGCCACACAUGCCACUCAGGUUGUUCUUAUUGGUGAUCACAAACAGUUACGUCCAAUUAUUAUGAGUCGUGAGGCAUCAGAGCUAGGUUUGGAGAAAUCUUUGUUUGAGAGAUAUUCCAUUGACCGUUCUCUGAUGACAAUGUUAGAACAACAGUAUAGGAUGAAUACAAGUAUUUGUGAGUUCCCAUCUAGAAUUUUUUAUGGUGGUAAAUUAAAAACAGCUCAUGAAGGUAUUGGCAAAGCAGUUAAACCACUAAAGAUGUGGCGGAAAUCCAACAGCAUCCCAAGAGUGUUUUGUCAUGUUGAAGGAGAGGAAGAAACAUUGACUGUAAAGACAAAGGAAGGGAAUGAACAAUCCAGGAGCAAUAACAGAGAAAUAGAACAAGUGUUAAAAGUAUUUCGACACAUGGUCACAGAUGAAGGUGUGGAUCCAAAAACUAUUAAUGUUAUGUCUCAGUACAAUGCCCAAUGUACAGCACUGAGAGAAGAACUAACAAAGAAAGGCUUUGACAAGUUCAAUGUCACAACAGUUGUCUCUAGUCAAGGUGGUGAAUGGGACUAUGUGAUUUUCAGCCUGGUUAGAUCAUUACCUAAGUACUUGAUAGAGAAGAAUCCUACUGAAGGCUGGUGUAUACAGAACCUUGGAUUUAUUACAGACAGACAUCAGAUUAAUGUAGCUCUAACAAGAGCUAAGAAGGGACUCGUAAUUAUAGGGAACAAGAACUUACUGAUUUGUGAUGAAGUAUGGAAGAAAUUGAUAGAGGACUAUGAAGAGAAGGGUUGUAUCUUUGAUGCUCGUCAGUUUCCAUGACAAACAUGCUACUAAGGACAUUAUCAGGCUAAUUUAAUUUAAGUUUACUUAACAAAUGACAUUUUGGCAGCAGAAAUGAAUUGUUCUAUAUAUAUUUUAUGUAUGUUCUUGUGCAAACUUCUGAAAUAUGUUUAAACGGUUGUAAAGGUAAAUAUUUUUUACUUGAAUUAAUUAAGAAUUGUAAAUAGACUUAUUAUAACACACAAAAUAUUUGAAAUUUAAAUUGAACACCUCUCAAUAGGACAAACUAAAUUAAACACAUGUCUAUAGGUCAAACAAAGUUGAACACCUGUCUUUAGUUCAAACAACAUAAAACAU
This is a messenger RNA of Mytilus californianus (California mussel), 1879 nucleotides long. RefSeq names its product helicase with zinc finger domain 2-like. The transcript has 7 exons. NCBI's taxonomy places the organism in Eukaryota, Metazoa, Mollusca, Bivalvia, Mytilida, Mytilidae. Gene Ontology annotation, molecular function: 5'-3' DNA helicase activity. The record is from RefSeq and is a predicted model, not a curated record.